ACAGGACCUUGUCUUUCAGGCAGGCCUCAUGGCUGAGUGAGACUUCCUUGAGCCCAGCAAUCUACCCCAGCAUGGUCCAGGCCUGUGAGGGGCGCUCCAGAGCACAGCCACCAACCUUGUCUUUGGGGGCAACCAUGACCCAGCCUCCACCCACCAAGGCUCCGGCCAAGAAGCAUGUGCGGCUGCAAGAGAGAAGGGGCUCCAGCGUAGCUCUGAUGCUGGAUGUUCGGUCUUUGGGGGCUGUGGAACCCAUCUGCUCGGUGAAUACACCCCGGGAGGUCACCAUACACUUUCUGCGCACAGCCGGACACCCCCUUACACGCUGGGGUCUACAGCACCAGCCACCCAGCCCCAAGCAGCUAGAGGAGGAAUUCUUGAAGAUCCCCUCAAACUUUGUCAGCCCUGAAGACCUGGACAUCCCUGGCCAUGCUUCCAAGGACCGAUACAAGACCAUCUUGCCAAAUCCCCAGAGUCGUGUCUGUCUUGGCCGGGCCCAGAGCCAGGAAGAUGGCGACUACAUCAAUGCCAACUACAUCCGAGGCUAUGAUGGGCAGGAAAAGGUCUACAUUGCCACCCAGGGCCCCAUGCCAAACACUGUGGCGGACUUCUGGGAGAUGGUGUGGCAAGAGGAAGUGUGUCUCAUUGUCAUGCUCACCCAGCUCCGAGAGGGCAAGGAGAAAUGUGUGCAUUACUGGCCCACAGACGAGGAAACCUAUGGGCCCUUCCAGAUCCGCAUCCAGAGCAUGAAAGAACACCCAGAGUAUACCGUGAGGCAACUUACCAUCCAGCACCAAGAGGAAUGCCGCUCAGUAAAGCAUGUCCUGUUCUCGGCCUGGCCAGACCACCAGACUCCAGAAUCAGCAGGGCCCUUGCUGCGCCUGAUGGCUGAGGUGGAGAGCCCGGAGACAGCUGCUAACUCUGGGCCUAUCGUGGUUCACUGCAGUGCAGGGAUCGGCCGGACAGGCUGCUUCAUUGCCGCCCACAUUGGCUGCCAGCAGCUGAAGGCCCGAGGGGAAGUGGACAUUCUGGGCAUCGUGUGCCAGCUGCGCCUGGACAGAGGAGGCAUGAUCCAGACAGCAGAGCAGUACCAAUUCCUGCACCACACGCUGGCCCUGUAUGCAGCCCAGCUGCCCCAGGAGCCCAGCCCCUGAGCCCCAGCCCUCCACCAGUCCAGGAGCCAACCUCCCCUCAGGGCUGGGACGGUGGAUCUGGGGAAGUGGGCUGUGUGCUCUGAGACAGCUUCUUCAUAAGCACAGGAAAGGGAGCCUCAAUAAUGAGAAUGUUUACAGUCCCGGGAAAAUGCUCCAGCCAGCAACAGGGGCCAGGCCACGGGUCUUCCCCAGCAACCGGACCGUUCCUCUGCCUCCUCCACUGGCCCCCAGUGGACUAUGGGGGAACUUCCAGUAGCUCUGAACUUACACAUAGGAGCUGGUACUUGGAAUGGAUUGAGAAAGAAGCUGAGGUGCUGGUCUAUCUCACGUGCCCUCUGCGGCCUUUCUACCCUGUUGAUGACACAGAGUCAGUCCUUCGCUGCCAUCAUGGAAGCAAACAGAAUGGUCCUGAAAGCCAUUCCAGAUGUAGUCACGCUGCUGGGGCUGCCGAGACAGUCAACUGCAGGAUCCUCUUCCAUCAGGGCCUUGCCUGCAAACAGGCCAGAUGCAAGAGCAGGGAAAAGUCUGGUCUAACCUUGGCUAAAUCCUCUACAUCCUACAUAGACUGCUCCUCCCCAUACACCUGCGAGUGUCAGAUAACCACCACCACCCCUCAGAAGAGAACAAGGACCCUGACUGGCCUCCACAUGUGUCGGAAAAGGAGAUGCAGAGGUAACCAAGUCUAGCCAUUGAGAUCGCUGGAAGAGCC
Messenger RNA from Onychomys torridus (southern grasshopper mouse), 1860 nucleotides. RefSeq names its product protein tyrosine phosphatase non-receptor type 7 (gene Ptpn7). Gene Ontology annotation, molecular function: protein tyrosine phosphatase activity. Lineage: Eukaryota; Metazoa; Chordata; Mammalia; Rodentia; Cricetidae. The coding region runs from base 72 to 1151 and encodes 359 amino acids. Gene Ontology annotation, biological process: protein dephosphorylation. The transcript has 9 exons. The record is from RefSeq and is a predicted model, not a curated record.